AUGGCGUCUUCCGGUGAUCCGCCAAUUCCCUAUGAACAAGUGCCAAGCUACGAUCUGACCGCACUUCCUGAUCCCCCGGAAGAUUAUGUGUUUCUUGGUUCGACACUCAAGCAGUACCGGACCAAAGUAGCUCAGUAUUUCGGUAAGGCAGGGCUGGACAAAAUCGCCAGUUAUAUUCUCUGGGGCUUUUCCUAUGGCAAGGGGACCCGCGUCAACAUGGUGGCUGCGAUAAUCAAGGUCAAUUACUACAUGCGACCUCAAUACCAGAUCAGCACUGAAGACGAGAUGCUUGAUUUUCAGCGAGAUGGCGGCCCUCGGCUCCUUAAGUACACAGUCAGACCGACUCCUCUCCCAGUCAGCCGCCACUGGCCUAAGCUUCUGAGUGAGGCCGAAAUACGGCAGCUGGGGACAAGCUCGUACCAACGUCCGGCAGACGCACCGCCAGAUGUGCCUGAUCAUUACUUGUUUCAGUUUUUGCUCCCAGCCAAUCCUCCUGUAUCUGUGCCCGGUCCAGCGACGACCCUGAGCACAACGGCGCCCUUGGCUCCUUCAGCUCCCACUGCUCCAGGCAGUACGCAAGCUGCUACCCAGUCCCCGCAAAGCCAACAAUCGUCUCAAAGCACAGAUUCGCACGCCUCCUCGCAGAGCUUUGACCCAAGCAUGGUGCGGGAGGCAAUUGAGAAGGCUCUUAUCAAAAUAACUUACAAUAGCCUCGAGAGACAUCCCCGUGCGCCGAGCAAGCAGCCAGUGGCUGAUCGGGUCGCCUCGUCGGUCGAACAUUUAAACAAGGUUCAGGUAGGUGCUCACACGGUCGUUUCCCACGUACGUUUGAACCCACUUACUCAAGACUUUGAUCCAGCGGGCUGUUUCUUCCCGUAUCGGGGUCGUGGGCCUGUAUGGGAUCGAGGAUCAUGCGUCAUCGACUGUGUGAUUGUGCUGGGUAUGCUGACUAUGGCCGGUUGUACUAACGCAGAUCGAGCCGACGGCGCGGAGGAAGCUUUCGACUUGCUUACCAAGGCAUUUAUACAGGCGACCAAUAUGAAUUGGGAUGCCAUCACGUCUGAUGAGUCCAUUCGACUUCGACACUCUUAUUACGACAUGCUUUGUGCUCAUAACCCCUUUAUCAAGAGGGAUAUACCCGUGCCUAUCUGGGUGGCUUGGCAGAAUUCCACGGAAAAGAUUCGCCAGUUUAGAAUGGGCUGGAUCGAUAUUCCCUACGGCGAAUGUGGAAAAUGCAGAUACACGGAGUCCGAUAGCGUCUCAUGGCACAGCGCUGGCGUCACACCAGAGACGAAACCCAGCGAUGAUGAUGGUGUCCAAAUGUCGGAAUACCUGAGUCGCAUCGGUGGCACUCCUACCCGAGUCAUUCCUUGUAAUCGCUGCGGCCACGCCGCCGGACCCCAGCGAGUGUCAUAUCUGACAGAGCUUCCCCUUCGUCUGGCGAUUGAGAUACGAUCAAGCGGCCCAGUCUUGAAUCAUACCAUGGAUCAAGAGCUCGAAUAUUGGGUGUACCCUGGCGUGAAGAAAACCGCAAAAUAUCGAUGGCUUGGAGGGGCAUACUGGACGGAGAACCAUGUCCGUGUGCUUUGGAACGACGACAAGCGAGGGGAGAAACAAACAGGUAAUUUGUGCAAGUAUGAUGGCCAACUGGCCGGGGGAGUCAUUGUAGGUGGCUUAAGCCCUCACUCACCAACCGAGCGAGUCCCGCCAGAGCUAGUGAGUCACGGUAUCCCCAUCGUGAUGUACGAGCUCAUUAUGGAGCCCUCGGAAGACAUACUGACAGCUGCCGCGCAAACAGUCGAUGACAUGUUGAGGCUUUUCGAGCAGAGACAACCUUUUCUCACUUCGCACGCUCCCUGGACUCCAGAACGCCCACCCUCGCCUUCUUUGCCCUUGGCGAGACCGCUCCCUCUUGACGGGGAAAGAUACCGGGAGACACCGGUAGACUUAGUAUCUAGGAUGGUCCCGCAGGUAUCGCCCGCGGAAGAUCUAUGGACAGGGUUAAACCUGAAUCUGCACACUGACCAGGUGAUCGAGGAUGAGCCGAUGCACAUCGAUCCGUCAUCCAACGUCUUUGACACAGCCCUUGCGUCACAUGAGGAGUUUGUAAACACUCUGAUAGGCGAUAACUUGGAUACUUUCCUCGAUGAUCUAGAAAAUUUGUCACAAACACAGGGGCCUCUCGCCGGUGGCGCGAUCAAACUUCUCAAGACUCCGAUGCGGCCACUCAAAAGCUGGCACCAAAACGUUAACAGUACUGGGAUGGAAAAUCCUGGUUCUCGCAAGCACACCAAGACAUUGUAUACGGCUAACAAGAGAAGCAGGCAAGCCUUGGACGACGUGUUAGAGGAAGCCGUCGAACGGGCCAUCAGACGGAAAAUACAGAGAGGAAGAAUCGAAUGA
Messenger RNA from Penicillium diatomitis, 2403 nucleotides. RefSeq lists its product as uncharacterized. NCBI's taxonomy places the organism in Eukaryota, Fungi, Ascomycota, Eurotiomycetes, Eurotiales, Aspergillaceae. Bases 1 to 2403 code for a protein of 800 amino acids. The transcript has a single exon. The record is from RefSeq and is a predicted model, not a curated record.